AUGAAGUUUCUGAUCCUAACCAUCUUAAUAUGCGGCGCGUCCGUCGCGUGGGACCUCCCAGCAAACGUCACCGUGAAGGGAAUUUUCCUUUGCAAGAAAAACAAGAUGGCGGGGAUAAAGGUUGAAUUGAUGGAAUCUACAAUUAAUGGCGACGCGUUGCUGAACUCUGCCAUCAGCACAUACCAGGGUAACUUUGAAGUGUUCAGCAGGAAGGAGCGGUUCGGAAUGAUCGAGCCUUUUCUGAACGUCUACCACAACUGUAGGACCGUUAAAAAGGGUUGUGAGAUUCGCAGCAAGUACCGGAUUCCGCCCAGAAAGCUGAACGGUGUCUAUGACAUGAACUUCGUCCUUCUGGACAUCGCUAGUGCGGAUAGGAUCAAUUGCGUGAAGCGGCGUGAAGUAAACGAG
Molecule: messenger RNA, 408 nt
Organism: Mesorhabditis spiculigera
Lineage: Eukaryota; Metazoa; Nematoda; Chromadorea; Rhabditida; Rhabditidae
Source: the annotation of a GenBank genome assembly